GAAGCUGAUGCAGACGUGAAAUCAAUCAUUCACGAGCUUUCGGAGCUUCGUUAUCGCAUAAUGACUGAUAAACCAUUAGAAGAUCUAAGUGAUACGUCAUACAGUUAUAAGAUGUGGAACAAAGCUAUAGCUGAUAUGCGAAAGAAGCAUGGGGAAGAACAAGUCACAUGGUUCAAGAUGAGCUGGUUGUUCAAUGAGUGCUACUUGUACAGAAAAGUAAUCGGCGCCGUGGUUAAAACAAAGCAUCUCAAAGAUUUUGACAUUUUUGAAGAACAAAAAGUCGAAGGAUUCAAUAGCCAACCGAAUCAAGGUGGAUCCCGGCAAUUGCAUAUUGUACUUGAUAAUGCUGGUCCGGAGCUCAUGGGUGAUUUAAUGCUGGCGGAAUAUCUUAUGGGAACAAAACUUGUGGAUAAGACUGUUUUGCAUGGAAAGCACUUCAGGAAUAUCCCUACUUUGUUUCUGAUGUCACACGUGGUGAUUUCGAGUGGACAUUAG
Molecule: messenger RNA, 495 nt
Organism: Strongylus vulgaris
Lineage: Eukaryota; Metazoa; Nematoda; Chromadorea; Rhabditida; Strongylidae
Source: the annotation of a GenBank genome assembly